AUGUUUCCUGAUGUGGCGCUUUCUGGUGAAGACUCUUCGGCGACCGCUGGCAAGCCGCACAAGAAAAAGAAGAAGAAAAACAAAGGAGGCGACGAGGAUUUUGCAACUGGCUGGGUGGAAGCCAAUGUCGCAGAUACUCACGACGGCUUUGGCCUUUCCCUCGGCGAUGUGGCAUCCGGCGGCUUCACCGUGGAGGGCUCCCAGCCAGAGGCCAGAAACCCCCGACGAGUGAGUUUCAGUGAUGAUCCUCCAGAAUCGCGCACCUUCAACAAGACCGAUCUUGACACUGGGGCAGGUGUCGGAGCCUGGCCUGAGGAGACGUCCCCUGCAAAGCCGGACGCAGCCCAGAACCUGCAUCCAGAAGAGUUGUGCUGGAACUGUGGCAAGAGAUUCGAUCAUUGGGACUCAGUGUUUUGCCGUCAUUGUGGGGCAAAGCGAGGGUCACCGGCUGUACCCAACACGCCUUCACAUAGGGAGCCCGCGACACUCUCUAGCCAUAGCGGUCCAACUCGCACCCUCGAGCGACGUUUCUCAUUCUCCUUGAUGGACAUGGCAGAUGGCCAAGGAGGCCUCCGGACAGGCUGGCACACAGGCCUGCAGACAGGCCUAGCGGGGUCGCCAUAUCUACCAGGCAGCGAGCCCAUCAGGGAGAGCUUGGAGAUGCAGAAAUGGAAUCCUUUAGAUGGAGUGAGACGCCACUGGCAACCAAGGGACGAGGAGUUUCGGCACCCGGGACAUGUCCAGUCGGAUGGUGCUGGCCCUUACCUCCUUGCUGCAACACAGUCUGGAAGCAUCGUGGAAGAAGUUCAGAAAGCCGAACACCGGCUAGAAGGGCUGCAGCAAAAGAUAUCGAACCUUGAAUCCUCCUUAUCCAGAGACAAGUGGCCAAGUGGGGGUCGAGUCGCUGUGUCCCUGGCAGACGCUCACGAUGGAGAUUUGGGGAUUGCCCUGCAUGGCUUGACGAUUUCAGGCAUUACCAAUACACAAGUGGCCAAUAUGGCGGGUUGGGCUGUUGGUGACCACAUCUUGCAGGUGAACGGGGUGAUUGUCCUGAAUCCCCAGCAACUGGCUCAGGAGCUCAGGAAGGCGCAAAGCGCACACAGAGCUGUGAGGAGGCCAAUCCAACUGGAAAUCUGGCGUCCAGGAAGAAAUCCUCCGGAAGAGCUUCGCACUCCGUCCACAAGCCAGCUGGACCAACCACCACGGCCAACCGGCCCUGCGAGAUCGGAACCUACCACAUAUCAAAACUGGGCUGGCUCAAAGCUCUCGUCUCAGCCCCAGCCAUACAAGCCCUACACGACGCCAGAACUUGUCACACGUCAGAACUGGGCUGGCCCAAAGCUGGCAACCGGAUGCUCAGCAGCCAACGUGUGCAGCCAAGCGGCCGAGCGUAAACCAAACCAAACAACCAUGGGCACCAAAGGCUCGCAUAAAAUCAACAAGCACUGGGCAUGGGCACGGAAAGUGAGAGUCAGCGCGAUCCAGCGGAAAGUGGCAUACCUGGCCCUGAAAGCCAGAUGGAAGUGGAAUGAGGUGGAGAAGAUCUGCCAGCGCCUCACCGAGGAGUGGAAGCAGCCUCCUUUGCUCUGCCUGCUACUGCCCACCGCUGCUUCCGACGAAGCCCUUACGGCACUCGAUGCACUGUCCGACCGCGGUGUUUUGAUUGAAGCCUUCGCAGAGACCCUGUACUGCGGACAGGAGGUGUGCUUGUGGAUUCUGAGGUGGGAGGGCGAAAAUCCGACAAACGAUCCUCCGGCGAUCACCUUGGAGCUCUUCGCUUCGCUGGUGACAGCAGCAACGGCCAAGCUUCACCCUCCUGAUUCUGGUCCUUUCCUUUGGCCUCUACAUGACAAGGACAUCGCCUCCGCCAUUGCGUUAUGCGAGUAUGCUGGAAAUGAUGCUCCAUGGUGGAGAAAAGUUCUCUGGGCAUUGAGGAUAAUUCAGCCUCCAGGCGGAACUGUUCUCGAAGAAUGUCUCUUGGAUCACUACGGCCGUGAGGUCGGCUAUGUUUUUGCUUGGACAAACGUAUUCGUUCGCAGUCUUUGGGUGCUGACUGCUGUUUGCUUGGCCUUCUGGAUCUGUGGAGCUCGUCCUCAGAUGGGUGGAUACGAGGGAAUACUGUGGUAUCUAUUGCAAUUCUUGAUUCUUUGCUGGGCCAUCUGUUUGUGCGCAGUCGCGGGCAGCCGCAGAUCAGUGUUGAGGAGCGGUGGAAUCCAUGGAAAUGCUGCCUCCAAUUUUCGAGUUGUGGGAUGUUCACCAGAGAGCAGCAACAUGCCAUCGAACAUGCAAACGAACAUGCCAACGAACAUGCCGUCGACAGCUAAUUCUGGCAGCGCUCCCUCAGUGGAUGGGACGGGGUGGUCCGAACAGGGUGACUCGCAGCAUGGCCAUGUGGCCGAUGAGCUCCCAAUGGGACAAUUUCAAUCUCUGCGGGCACGAACAAGCCCAUUAGAAGAGACAGGCGUUGGCCUUGACAGCAGCCUUCACCUCCGCAAAGUGUCCAAAAGCAUGCACGAUCUCGGCCCGCCCUUGACCAGCAAGGAUGUGCAUUCACCUGCUCGACUGUUGGAGGGCAUAGACGAGGUUCCUCAGGAGAAGCGGCGGGAGAUGGGGGAAAAGCUGCAGCGCGCGCUCUUGAAAGCAAAGUUCAUUGGCUGGGAGUCGAAGCAGAUAGCAGUCCGACGACAUAACCCUGAUUACACUGCACGAAGAUGGCCCCGGGCAUGGGCUGUCUUUGCAGGCUUCGUCACGGUUGUUGUGAUGUUGGCCUUCCUGGCGGCUGCCUUCAUUCUGUUAACAUUUUUCUUGAACAUGAAGUCGCACCUGAUAUAUGACUGGGGCGACUGCCUGAGGGAGAGCUGCAACAAUCCAUUGCACAAGCAUGGCAUCAAAGGACUUCUCGCAGAUAUAGCUGUCGACAUCUCGCUAGCGUUGAUUUUCGUGGUUCUGCUUGGUGAGGCUUGCAAGGCAGUCGCCGCAGCACUUGCCAAACUCUGGAACUUCAAGUACAUGCGGAGACGUCAGUACGUCCAAGCGAUGCUCUCCCUGUUCAUCGAGAUCUUGGCCAAGGUUGGAGUCUUCUCGCUGUUGGCCUUCAUCUUUCUUCCAAGUUGGCAUCCGGACCCUGUGUCGACGGAGCUGCCAGAUGCCCGGCAGGCUUGCAAGGACUUUCCAGAUUAUCAGAUUUGCUCGAACAUGGCUGGAUGUGAUUUGCGGGAUGAUCCGCUAUGCUGUAGUGGUACCUUGCUGUGUGCCAAAUCUUUCUUGAGCUUUGAAAACAGGCGCCUUCUGUUCGAACAGUGGCUCUUGGGUCCAUUCAUCGUUUGUCCUUUUGUCGACAUGAUCCCGGCGGUUCUUGCCCCGUUAAUUGCCAAGCGAUUGAACAACUGGGCCGACCAUCGGGACACCAAUGCAAAGGCUAACCAAAGCGGAAUGUGCAGACGCGUUCGGAGAUGUUUGGCACGAUGGUGGUGCCUUUGCUGUGGCGUACCUCUCGCGCGACUGCUGUCUCUCAUCUUUGUGCUGGAUGCCGAAGUGACGGGUUUACGCUAUCUAUGCUGCGGCCGCACAUUUGCCACGACUGAACUGGACAUGUCAGAUGCCGACAACGACGAUUGCUGCGAGCGAUGUUUGGAUGGCCCUCUGGAACAAGUAGUGUUGCGGGAGUUCGAUGCGUUGGAUGAGCUCAAGGACAUCAAACUGAACUUCCUCUUCGUAGUACUAUUCGCGCCCGUGCUUCCCUGGGGCAUCAUCCCCACACUGCUGGCGAGGCUUUUGGAGGUGCGGUGCAAGCUCCCGAAGCUGUUCCUAGUCCGACGGCGAAGCUUUCCUCGAGAUGCCCAGCUGUUGCACAGCACACAGGAGAGCUUUACAGAUGUGGUGACCUCCUUUGCUGUCUUUUGGUAUUUGGGGUUGUCAAUGGUCACCUACAACACUGAACUCUAUGGAUGGAGUGCGACAGAGCUGCUGCUGAUCUGGUCGGGCCUCGGGCUGAUUGGAUCCAUCUUGGUCAGCUUGUCUGUCCGAUUCCUUCAGAAGUACGUGGAGAAGCGUGCCAGCGCCACCGGAAAUUGA
Molecule: messenger RNA, 4074 nt
Organism: Symbiodinium necroappetens
Lineage: Eukaryota; Dinophyceae; Suessiales; Symbiodiniaceae
Source: the annotation of a GenBank genome assembly